Penicillium manginii is the source of this 288-nucleotide messenger RNA. RefSeq lists its product as uncharacterized. Bases 1 to 288 code for a protein of 95 amino acids. The transcript has a single exon. The record is from RefSeq and is a predicted model, not a curated record. NCBI's taxonomy places the organism in Eukaryota, Fungi, Ascomycota, Eurotiomycetes, Eurotiales, Aspergillaceae.
AUGGAUGAAGUCAACCCAGAUUGCCAGCUGAAAGGCAAGACCAACUUUAUCAGUUGGAAACGCGAGUUUGAGCGAGCAGCCAGAGCAAAUGAUGUGCUUGAGUUUCUCACGGGCGAAGAAGUCGUCCCUCCGAAACCCAACAAGGAUGAAUACUUUGUGAAGGCCUUUGGCACCGAAGCUCGUCGGUCCACUCGGAUUAAGAAAAGCUUAAGUCCGACGACCGACGACGAAAAUGAGACGGAUGAUGGCCAGGCAGUUGUCUUGACGACCAACAACACACUCCGAUAG